CUGGAGCUGGAGCUGUCGGAAGGUGACAUCACUCAGAAAGGAUAUGAAAAAAAAAGAGCAAAGCUGCUUGCACGUUACGUACCACUCAUUCAAGGAAUAGACCCGUCUCUGCAAGCAGAGAGUCGAAUCCCGGGGCCCUCACAAACCACAGCCGCUGCACCCAAACAGCAGAAGUCUCGGCCCACCAACUCGCGGGAUGAGCGCUUCCGGUCAGAUGUUCACACUGAAGCCGUGCAAGCAGCUUUGGCCAGGUACAAGGAAAGGAAGAUGCCCAUGCCUUCGAAAAGACGCUCUGUCCUUGUACACUCGUCUAUGGAGACCUAUACCCCUCCAGACACGUCAUCUGCCUCAGAAGAUGAGGGCUCUUUACGGCGACCUGGGCGACUCACCUCUACUCCGCUCCAGAGCCAUGCUGGCGUCGAGCCCUGGCUCGACAGGGUCAUUCAGGGCUCGUCCACCUCAUCCUCCGCAUCUUCCACCUCAUCUCACCCGGGAGGGAGACCCGCCGCCACGCUGGGGGCUGCUGCUGCCACCGCGCUCGCAGGCCUUGCAGCCCACAUCCACAUAGAUCUGCACUCUGCCCCUCCUGAUGUCACCACGGGCCUUGUGGAGCAUUCAUACUAUGAACGGCCACAAGUGGCCUCUGUGAGAGGUGUUCCUCGGGGGCACAGUGGGGGUGCCUUGGACACAGCAGACGGGGUUCCUGUGAACAGCAGAGUGUCCUCCAAGAUCCAGCAGCUUCUGAACACCCUGAAGAGGCCAAAGCGCCCUCCACUGAAAGAGUUUUUUGUGGACGAUUUUGAGGAAUUGUUGGAAGUUCAGCAACCUGAUCCAUAUCAGCCGAAGCCUGAGGGAAAUGAGAUGGUAGUGCUGAAAGGGGAGCCUGUGGCUGUGGGGACUCCCUGGCCUCCGUCUCUGCUGGCUGCCCUACAGCAGUGGGGCACAACACAGCCCAAAGCUCCCUGUCUGACUGCCUUGGAUACAACUGGGAAGGCCAUCUACACCCUCACCUAUGGCAAACUUUGGAGUCGGAGUUUAAAACUAGCUUACACUCUGCUUAAUAAGCUGACUAGUAAGAACGAGCCACUGCUUAACCCUGGAGACAGAGUGGCGCUCGUGUUUCCAAAUAGUGACCCGGUGAUGUUCAUGGUUGCAUUUUAUGGGUGCCUCCUGGCAGAGCUGGUUCCUGUUCCCAUAGAAGUGCCAUUAACAAGAAAGGAUUCGGGCAGCCAGCAGGUGGGGUUUCUGUUAGGCAGCUGUGGAGUCACCCUGGCCCUGACCACAGAUGCUUGUCAGAAGGGCCUACCCAAGGCACAGACUGGAGAGGUGGCGACUUUCAAAGGUUGGCCCCCACUCGCCUGGUUGGUGAUUGAUGGGAAGCACCUGGCCAAACCUCCCAAGGACUGGCUUCCUCUGGCUCAAGACACAGGGGCAGGGACUGCCUACAUUGAGUAUAAAACCAGUAAAGAAGGCAGCACAGUGGGGGUCACAGUGACCCAUGCAUCCCUGCUGGCCCAGUGCCGGGCUCUGACCCAGGCGUGCGGCUACACGGAAGCUGAAACAUUAACAAACGUGCUGGAUUUCAAAAGGGAUGCUGGUCUGUGGCAUGGAGUGCUAACAAGCGUCAUGAACAGGAUGCAUGUGGUCAGCAUCCCAUACGCACUGAUGAAAGUCAACCCACUGUCCUGGAUCCAGAAAGUGUGUUCUUACAAAGCCCAGGCCGCGCUGGUGAAGUCCCGUGAUAUGCACUGGUCUCUCCUAGCUCAGCGGGGUCAGAGAGACAUCAGCCUCAGCUCACUGCGCAUGCUGAUCGUGGCCGAUGGUGCGAACCCAUGGUCCAUUUCCUCCUGUGAUGCCUUCCUCAACGUCUUCCAGUCCCGAGGCCUGAGGCCAGAAGUCAUCUGUCCUUGUGCCAGUUCUCCUGAGGCACUGACAGUCGCCAUACGCAGGCCACCUGAUCUAGGGGGACCUCCUCCAAGAAAAGCUGUCCUGUCCAUGAAUGGUCUAAGUUACGGUGUGAUCAGAGUUGAUACCGAAGAAAAGCUGUCAGUCCUUACUGUUCAGGAUGUCGGUCAGGUGAUGCCUGGAGCUAAUGUAUGUGUCGUGAAGAUAGAAGGUAUUCCUUACCUUUGUAAAACUGAUGAAGUUGGAGAAAUAUGUGUGAAUUCCAGUGCAACCGGCACAGCGUACUAUGGUCUGCUGGGAAUCACGAAGAACAUAUUCGAGACUGUCCCAGUCACUGAAGGAGGAACACCUGUCUCUGAAAGACCUUUCACCAGGACGGGCCUGCUGGGCUUCAUUGGGCCUGAUGACCUGGUCUUCAUCGUGGGCAAGCUGGACGGGCUGAUGGUCGUUGGAGUUCGCAGACAUAAUGCGGAUGAUGUUGUAGCCACUGCGCUGGCUGUGGAGCCCAUGAAGUUUGUCUACAGAGGCAGGAUUGCUGUGUUCUCUGUGACUGUGCUGCAUGAUGACCGGAUCGUCCUGGUGGCUGAGCAGCGGCCUGAUGCCUCGGAGGAGGACAGCUUCCAGUGGAUGAGCCGUGUGCUGCAGGCCAUUGACAGCAUCCACCAGGUGGGCGUGUACUGUCUGGCCCUGGUUCCUGCCAACACCUUGCCCAAGGCUCCUCUGGGAGGAAUUCACGUUUCCGAAACAAAACAGCGCUUUCUAGGAGGGACGCUGCACCCGUGCCAUGUGCUGAUGUGUCCUCACAGCUGUGUGACCAACCUUCCUAAACCUCGUCAAAAACAACCAGAGGUUGGACCUGCCUCAAUGGUUGUUGGGAAUCUGGUGGCUGGGAAAAGAAUCGCACAGGCCUCCGGGAGAGAGCUCGCCCACCCUGAAGACAGCGAUCAGGCACGGAAGUUCCUGUUUCUGGCUGACGUAUUACAGUGGCGGGCCCACACCACCCCUGACCACCCGCUGUUUCUGCUGCUGAAUGCCAAGGGUACAGUUGCCAGCACUGCAACCUGUGUCCAGCUGCACAGAAGGGCUGAAAGGGUAGCUGCUGCUCUGAUGGAGAAAGGAAGACUGAAUGUUGGGGACCACGUGGCUUUGGUCUAUCCCCCAGGCGUGGACCUCAUAGCUGCAUUCUACGGCUGCCUGUACUGUGGCUGUGUGCCUGUCACUGUGCGGCCUCCACACCCUCAAAACCUUGGCACCACACUGCCCACCGUGAAGAUGAUUGUAGAGGUCAGCAAGUCCGCCUGUGUCCUCACCACCCAGGCCAUCACACGGCUGCUCAAGUCCAGGGAAGCUGCUGCUGCUGUGGACGUCAGGACCUGGCCAACCAUUCUAGACACAGAUGACAUGCCAAAAAAGAAGGUAGCUAGCAUUUUCAGACCCCCCUCCCCAGACGUGCUCGCGUACUUGGACUUCAGCGUGUCGACCACUGGGAUAUUAGCGGGGGUGAAGAUGUCCCACGCAGCCACAAGUGCCUUGUGCCGCUCCAUCAAGCUGCAAUGUGAGCUGUACCCCUCGCGGCAGAUCGCCAUCUGCCUCGACCCCUACUGCGGCCUUGGCUUCGCCCUGUGGUGUCUGUGCAGCGUCUACUCUGGACACCAGUCGGUGCUGGUGCCCCCACUGGAACUGGAGAGCAACGUGUCCCUGUGGCUGUCAGCCCCCAGCCAGUACAAGGCCCGCGUCACCUUCUGCUCCUACUCAGUGAUGGAAAUGUGCACCAAGGGCCUGGGCGCGCAGACGGGCGCCCUCAGGAUGAAGGGAGUGAACCUGUCCUGUGUGCGCACAUGCAUGGUAGUUGCUGAGGAGCGGCCCAGGAUCGCACUUACGCAGUCCUUCUCCAAGCUGUUCAAGGACCUGGGCCUGCCUGCACGUGCCGUGAGCACCACUUUUGGGUGCAGGGUCAAUGUGGCCAUCUGUCUCCAGGGCACAGCUGGCCCGGACCCCACAACCGUCUACGUGGACAUGCGGGCGCUGCGCCACGACAGGGUACGUUUGGUAGAACGGGGUUCUCCGCAUAGUCUGCCGUUGAUGGAGUCUGGAAAGAUUCUUCCUGGAGUGAAGGUCAUCAUUGCACAUGCUGAGACAAAAGGGCCCCUUGGAGACUCGCACCUGGGAGAGAUCUGGGUGAGCAGCCCCCACAAUGCCACGGGGUACUACACGGUCUAUGGGGAGGAAGCACUUCAUGCCGACCACUUCAGCGCCCGCCUGAGUUUUGGAGACACACAGACCAUUUGGGCAAGGACUGGCUACCUCGGCUUCCUUCGAAGAACAGAGCUCACUGACGCCAGUGGAGAACGACAUGAUGCACUGUAUGUGGUCGGGGCUCUGGAUGAAACACUCGAGCUGAGAGGCAUGCGGUACCACCCCAUCGACAUCGAGACGUCCGUGAUCCGAGCACACAGGAGCAUUGCCGAGUGUGCCGUGUUCACCUGGACCAACCUGCUGGUGGUAGUGGUGGAGCUGGAUGGGCUGGAGCAGGAUGCACUGGACCUGGUUGCCCUGGUUACCAACGUGGUGCUGGAGGAGCACUACCUAGUUGUGGGCGUGGUGGUCAUCGUGGACCCAGGCGUGAUCCCCAUCAAUUCUCGGGGUGAGAAGCAGCGCAUGCACCUGCGAGACGGGUUUCUAGCUGACCAACUGGACCCAAUCUAUGUUGCCUACAACAUGUAAGCCUAGUGCACCAGGCCUGAGACAGGCAUGGUCUGGACAUGGAGGCAUCGGGACCAGUCAGCGGUGUAACACGUGAAGACCCUGGGAGAGAGGAGUCCAGUCUCCACGGUGAUUCACCCCUCUCUGUGCUUUUAUAGUUCUCUCUCCACAGCUCCCCAAAGCUCAGUUUAGAAACCUCUUCCUGAAUUGUUUAAGGAUAUACUUUGAAUCUGCCAAGUACCUUUAAGAAAUAUGGUUGCCAGUAUGUUAACUGGCAUGGAAAUGGAGUGAUGGGAAAGGAAACGAAGGCCCGGCAUGGGCAUCACGAGGUGUUGCAGACACCUUGGUUGUUUUCUACUGUAUUGCAAGCUUGCACCUUUUUAGGAUAAAAAUAUAGUUCUAAUUUUUAAAAUUCAAUUAUUUAUUCCAACUUCAAAUGAUAAGUUUAUAGAAUUUAUGCAGGAGGGAGCCUUGAGGCCUCUAGUACAGCUGCCUCACUUACAUUUCACAGGCUUGAGCUGAGGCCAGCAGGGCUGAUGGAAGGGGAACAAAUUUAAGGACCAACACGAUGGCCACACAAGCCGCCCCCUCCUUGUCAGUCUGUUCACUGAAAUUGGUGCACCCUGUUGUCUGAAUAGUGUCAUCGCUAAAACUCUCUAAGUGCCAUUUUGGACUGUCAAGUUAGAUGCUCUGUUUCAGGAAGACAAACCAAUAGUUAGUUUCAAAUUACUUCGUAAUUUGCUGAGGCUUACUGAAGUUGGGCCCUUCUGAGCUACAGCCUUGGCUGGUAUGUAACUUUAUACUGGUUUCAUGACACUCCAAUAUUCAUUCUUAUGGAAGUGUACUGAAUCAUUUUCAUUCCAAGUUAGCAGAUGCAGAAGCAUUGGUGGCACAGUCAAAGGUUUUCAUGUCCUUAGUGUUGUUUGCUGAGCACUCUGAGGAACAGUCAAAGAGCAGUGGGAAAGCCUUGUCCCAUGUUGAAAAUGGAGAUGUACCCUCAUCAUUGACUUUUGCAUUUUGAGUUGUGUGCCUAUAAAAUCUAGCCAAAUCAUUUUCUGUUAUUUUAUUCAAACUAGACUAAACUGAGCAAUCUAAUAUACUGAACCUAAAUCAAGGAAGAGAAUGUAAAACCUUUUAGAUGCUUCUGAGAAUUCGAAGCAUAAAUCUAAGACCCAGAUUAUUUUUUUAUAGCUAAUAAAGGGUAUGUUAUGAAGUUGUUGGGUUUUGGGGAUACCGAGGGUGGGAAAGUUUAUAAAUCAUGCAUGCUCCACAGAAACAACCAGGUUGUUCCAGAAUUAGCCUGGAUCAGUGCCUAACAAAGCUGUUACUAAUUUACCACAAAUGAGUCUGGAUUAAGGGGCCGAUUCUCACAUCCUACUCUUAUUU
Molecule: messenger RNA, 5994 nt
Organism: Tupaia belangeri chinensis (Chinese tree shrew)
Lineage: Eukaryota; Metazoa; Chordata; Mammalia; Scandentia; Tupaiidae
Gene: DIP2A
Product: DIP2 acetate--CoA ligase A
Cellular component (GO): cell surface
Source: RefSeq, a predicted model, not a curated record